Molecule: messenger RNA, 2015 nt
Organism: Beta vulgaris subsp. vulgaris (sugar beet)
Lineage: Eukaryota; Viridiplantae; Streptophyta; Magnoliopsida; Caryophyllales; Amaranthaceae
Exons: 4
Coding region: 119-739 (206 amino acids)
Source: RefSeq, a predicted model, not a curated record
ACACUUAAAAUUCAUUCCCAUUACCGUAAUUUAUUAACGACUACCAAACGAGCCGUCAAUGCAUUUCAACUAGUGUGAGAACUGAGUUGCUCUUUCUCCUUCCUCAGUAAACUCUGCGAUGGCCUGCAAUGGUGUCGACGACGAAACAUCUUCCGAAUUUGUUAUACCCCCUCCAUGUAGUGAGAAAAAUGAUGGUCAGAAAGGUUCUGGACAUGGUGAUCCAGUGGUUGACAAUGAGGGUGAUAAUGAGGAUGAGAGAGUAGUUUAUGAGCCCAAAGUGGAUUUGGUUUUCAGUUCAAUGACUGAGGUAGGGGAGUUUUAUAAGCGUUAUGCGAAGGCAAUGGGUUUUGGUGUUACAAUAGUCCAGGGAGCAUAUACUGCUGCUGGUGAAAGGCGUUCAUCAACAUGGCGAUGUGAAUGCUAUGGUUAUCCAGACAUGAAGCCUAAUAAGAAGUCUAAAUGGAAAGCAAAGCAUCAACAAGAUUUAGAUGACUUAUCUCAGUUGGGGAACCCUAGAAGGAGGUUGUCCAAGAAAGUUGGCUGCACGGCAAUGAUUUAUGCUAGUUGGAACGAGGCACGUAAUUGGCAAAUAAGGAAAGUUGUAUUGGAGCAUGCAAAUCAUCAACCGAAGCCUAGUCAAGCAAUGUUGGUCAAGGAGUAUCGCAUGCAGAACAUGACAAGUAGUGUGAAAAGGAAACUUGUUAGUGACAAUGUUGUGGGUGCUUCGGGUAUAAACUGAUUGAUCUGAAUGGACUCUGAAUUUUUAGGACUCCUCAUCCACCAAGGGCGCUGUUGUUAAAGCGCUUGGACAUGUUUUACGGGUCAGGAACAUUUGCUGCGAAAGGUUGUGUGCACAAACUUGUAACUUCGAUGUGUUUGUAACUUGAGAUUCUUGUUUCUUUGUGUUUCUUCUGGUGUUUGUUUUCUCUGAAUAUAAUUUUUGUUUAAAAUUUGAAAGGGUCCAAAUGUUAUUUGCAACGUUGAACUUUUGGGUUUGUCUUUUAGGUUCUCAUGCAACCAAGUAAGAUGGGUAUUGGGUUUGCCGAAGGGUGUCAGUCCAAUCCCUUCAUUGUUCCAAUCGGUGGAAGACUAUAGUAAGGUAAUGGAAAUAUGGUCAAGUUUGAAGCAAUGUUGAUAGUCGUUCUGGUAAAGUUGUUAUGCGAAGAGGGCUUCCUGUGACACAAGCAGUGGUUGAGAGGCUGCAGUCUAAGUUUGACGACGAUAAAAUUGUUGAGUUUAAGAUGUUGUUCUUGUUGGUUGCUCUUGACAUGGUUUUGUGUCCAACCCAUUGUAGCCGUUUUCCUAAGGAACUGCUGCCGGCUUUGGCAUGUGCUUCAUCCCCACGCAAGUUCAAUUGGUGUCCUUUAGUUUUGGAAAGGCUGAUGGCUAGUGCAAAGCCUUUCGGUGAUCGCUUUUAUUCAGAAGGAUUUGCCGGUGGUUGUGGUGGUUGCACCUUGUUUGUAGUGCAAAAUGGAGUGCAUUGGGGAAAACGUCCUCGUGUUAAGGCGUGGAACGAUGUCGAGAUCAGGAAGGCCUGCAAAGCCGAUAGGCCUAAUGAUGAUGGUGAUUUUGGUUGUCUUGGGGUAAUCGAUGUAGCUUAUGGUGAGGAGCAUCCGCUUGAUGCUCGUGAUGCUGAUUGUUCUUCGGGCGAAGACAGUGACUGUGAUGUGUGACAAAUUGAUGGUCAAUCUCCUGAUGUAGCAGCUGAUUAUGAGAAAUAACUGUGAAAUGUGUAACAACAUUGUCUACAAUAGAACAGGCAUCUUUUAUGCAUAAUAAGUUUCCUUACAUGCAGAUUUGUAAUUUGUAAUUUGUAAUUCUAUGAGUGUUGAUAGUGGUCAUAAUUUGUAGCCAAUGUUUCCCUAUAUGCGGAUUCGAAGUUGUAAUUCUAUGAGUCAUGAGUGUGGAUAUUGUUAAUAAUCUGUAUCCAAUGCGUAAGUAGUGAUUGCUACAGGUUUUAAUGUAGUCAUUAGUGAAAUAAACUUGUUGAAUCAUGGUGCAUAUCUUAAUGUCAA